AUGCGAGUAGGAGAUAUACUGAGUCUUGUGCCAAUGUCAGAUAUAAUAUUUAGCAAGGAAGACAUUGCCUACUACAAUAAACUAGGCAUGCGGCAGACAAUUUUGCAGAUGCUGCAAGCUUCUUAUAUGAUUUGCAGUGCAUACAUGGUGUGGAUGCUCGUGGCCGUCAUAUGUAAUACAAAGUCCCCCAUUGUGGUUGUUUUGAGUGAGAGUAUGUAUCCAGGGUUUGACAGAGGAGACAUUCUUCUUUUAGCUAAAAUGAGAAGUGAGUACUAUGCAGGAGACAUUUGUGUAUUCCAGCUAGCAGAGGAAGAUAUUCCAAUAGUCCACAGGGUAAUAGACAAAUUAUAUUCAAAAGCCCCAAUUGCUGGAUGUGAGGCAACCACUAAGAACCCGUUAUCAAAUCACUUCUAUUACAUGACGAAGGGAGAUAACAACCGGUCUAACGACACCUUCUUAUAUAGAGAAAAAGGCCUCAGAUAUAUAAAUUCUAAACACAUGGGAACAGUAGUGUAUGCCUCUUUCCCUCUGUUGGGAAUGGUGACCAUAUGGACAGGAUAUUGGAAGUGGCUAAAAUAUGUAAUUAUUGGAAUUCUAGCAAUUGAUGUAGCAUUCACAAGGGAUAACACAAUAAAAAUAGCUAGACUGGAUGAAAAAGAAGAGAAACAAGAAAGUGAGGAAGAAGAAGAGAAAAAGAAAAAAAAGAAAAGCAAGAAUAAAGUAUAA
Molecule: messenger RNA, 726 nt
Organism: Nematocida parisii ERTm1
Lineage: Eukaryota; Fungi; Microsporidia
Exons: 1
Coding region: 1-726 (241 amino acids)
Cellular component (GO): membrane; signal peptidase complex
Molecular function (GO): serine-type endopeptidase activity
Source: RefSeq, a predicted model, not a curated record